GUCCUCCCAGAGUGGAGAGGUUAAAAGAGGGAGGAGGAGAUACACAGUAGGACCUUCCUGUGGGCGUGGCUCCUGGUUAUGGAGGUUUGAGAAGGAAGAGAAUUUGACUGAAACUUUGAAACCAUGGCCUCCUUUUCUGUCCUUCAGGCCACAUUGCUGUUAGCAUUGUUGUCCUUGAGCACUUACCAGACUGAAGUCUUGGCUAAAUUUCACCCACUGGCUCCUGCAUCACUAAGAAUUUCCUUCAAUUCUGCACUUCAGCGUCUGUACUUACAAUGGACUGUCCAAAACUUUCCUCAUCACCAGGAACUGAAAAUGAUAUUUCCGAUAGAAAUCAGUAGAAUUAGAACAUCCAAUAUCAUCUGGGUGGGGAAUUACAGCACCACGGUGAAGUGGAACCACGUCAUCCACUGGGGAUGGGAAUCCGAGCUGCCUUUAGAGUGCGCCACACACUUCGUGAGAAUAAAGAGUAUAGUGGACGAUGCCAGGUUCCCCGAGCUGAGCUCCCGGAGCGAGUGGAGUUCGUGGAACGAAGUUCGCGCCCAAAAUCCUCUUGAACCUAAUGCAUUGUUGGUAUUCCCUAAAAAGAAACUGGUGGAAGAGGGCGCCAAUGUCACUAUUUGCUCUAUUUUUGGAAGCAAUCUAAAAGAUAUAUUCUGUAAGUUGGAAGAUGAACAGAUUCAUGGAGAGCAACUUGACUCACAUACACUGACAUUCCAGUUGAGUAAUGUUCCUUUUAUUAGAAUUCAAGGGACGAAUUUCUACUGCAUUGAUAAUUCAACAGAUAUUCACAAUGGCACUGUGCUUUCUGUCUCAAAAGUUCUUGAAGAGCCCAAGAAUUUUUCUUGUGAGACCCGAGACUUCAAGACUUUGAGUUGUACAUGGAAUCCUGGGGUGGACACUGGUUUGGCUUGGUCUAUGCAACCUUCCCAAACCUACAUUUUAUUUGAAUCGUUUUCUGGGGAAAAGAAAUAUUGUGAGCACGAGAAGUUAUGCAAUUGGAAAAUCAGUCAAGAAUUGCAAGAAACAUAUAACUUCACCCUUGUAGCCAAAAAUCUCCUAAGGAACAGGAGUGUCAAUAGUCUUUUUAAUCUGACUCAUCGAGUUCAUCCAUUGGCUCCCUAUAAUGUCAAACUUGAAAAUAUAGAAGCCACACAAGCCAGACUGACAUGGAAAGUGCUCUCCCAUGGAAAUCGUUACUCAUUUUUGUGUCAGGUUGAACUCGAAGGUGAAGAAAAAGUGAUACAACAGUCCAAUGUGUCCAUCAAGGAGAACGGGGAGGUAGUCUUCAAUGAACUGGUGCCUGACACAGAGUACAAGGCCCGCAUCCGAUGUGCUGGUGCGGACCACUUCUGGAAGUGGAGCGAAUGGAAGCAUCAGAAGUUCAGCACACCUCAGGCAGCUCCCUCAGAGGCUCCGGCUGUCUGGGGCACAGUGAGGACACAGAAUAGCAGUUGUAUUGUGAACUUAUUCUGGAAGCCACUGUCAAAACGGCACACCAAUGGCAAGAUCCUAAACUAUAAUGUAAUUACAGAAAGUCUAGACAAACCAGUCAGAGUAACACUGCACUCUACCUCAGGCCUAGCUAAUGGCAUGAAACUAACCCUAGACCAGUGUGCUUACCAAAUCAAUGUCACAGCCAACAACAGUGCAGGCCAGUCCCCUGCAUCUAUCAUUGUCAUCUCUGGAGAUUCUGAGAAAGAAGGAGCUGAAGAGGAAAUAAUUCAAGGUACAAAGGAUGGGUUCUUUGUGUCCUGGAAGCUUCUAUCUGGAGAUAACAUUAUAGGCUAUGUUGUGGACUGGUGUGCACGUCUCCAGGACCAGUUUUGUGAUUUGCAGUGGAAGAACAUAGGACCCAAUACCACAAGUACAGUCAUCAGCUCAGAUGCUUUCAGACCAGGGAUUCAAUAUGACUUCAGAGUUUAUGGAAUAUCUACAGAACGGGUUGCUUCUUUAAUAGGGAAAAAAACAGGAUACUACCAGGAACUGGCUCCUUCAAUGAACCCUAAAGUGGCCAUGACUAACUUGAACUCCCACUCCUUCACUCUGAGCUGGACAAAUUACUCCACGGAUAACCAGUCUGGUUUUAUUCAAGGGUACUAUGUCUAUCUGAAAUCCAAAGAUAGACAGUGCCCACCAGGAUUCGAAAAGGUGGAGACCUCAGAUGACUCAGUAUGCAAAUACAACAUCAAAAACCCAGAACAAAAGACAUUCGUUGUGAAAAACCUACAGCCGGAAUCCUCCUAUAACUUUUUGGUCACUUCCUAUACACGUAUUGGUGAAGGCCCCAAUGGACCCUUCCGGACAGUCGACACUCCCGAUGAACUCGCCUACACGUUGGUACAGAUCAUAUUGCCCAUGACUCUUGGUGUCUUGCUCAUCAUUUCUGUGUGUUACUGGAAAAGUCAGUGGGUGAAGGAGAAGUGUUACCCAGACAUCCCAGAUCCUAACAAGAGCAGCAUCUUGUCACUGAUAAAAUACAAGGAAAACCCUCAUUUAACAAUAAUGAAUGUCAAAGACUGCAUUCCAGAUGCUCUUGAAGUGAUAAACGAGCCAGAAAGCAGCAAGGCACAAGGCAUGGGCACGGAGAAGCCAUUCUUGGCAGGGAGUGAAUUAACCAAGCCUACCUACCGUUACCUCUUGCAAAAAGAGCACUCAGGCCCUGGGCCCUGGAUCUGUUUUGAGAACUUUACGUACAAUCAGUCAGCUUCUGACACUGGUUUGUGUGGUCAUGUUCCAGCACCCUCAAAAGACCUACAGUGGCAACUAGGACUGUUGACCCAACCUGACAACUUGCUAAAUGUGCUAGAAAGAAACUACACAAAACCCCUGGGAGAAAUCCCAGUUGGAGAAGCAAGUUUGAAUUAUGUGUCUCAGUUGGCAUCACCCCUGUGUGGAGACAAGGACAGAAUUUCAAACAAUUUAACAAUACCAGAACCCUGUUCAGACUAUAAGAUGCAAAUGGCAUUUCCCCCAGGCCCCGUGUCACCUGUUCCAAGUGAAGAACACAGCCUGUCUUCAGUGGUCCUUUUAGGUCAAGCUGAACACUAUCAUUAACCAGCAUGGACCAGAUCCUACACCACACAGACACUACGAGUAGCAUGGUUGACACCAUGUUAACACCACAGCCUUUGGGCUCUCAUCCCAGAGAGCAGUCACUGCUUGCUGGUUGGUUUAUAUAAGAACACUACAGUCUGGCUAGAUUAAACACUACAGCUAUGGCACUCGGCAUCCCCUCUUGCAGGCUUCCUUUUGAAAUAGCAGGUCAUGGGAACAUGUGGGCUUUGUUGCUGUUUGUUCUAGGCUCACCCUUAUCACAGUAUACUUGAACUUGACUGAAGGGUAGGCAUACCCACUUACUCUUCAGGCCCUGUCCUCUCAGUACUGUAGAAGGGAGCUGUGUGGGGCCCAUUUCCCAUGAGAAAAUAGCUUCAGUACAUUUUAUUCUAAUAUUUAUAUCUUUAAGGUAAAGCAACUACACUGAAUAUUUUAAUAGAGACCACAAAGAUUUAUUACUAGCAUAUAGAUAAACUGUGAAAGCU
This is a messenger RNA of Perognathus longimembris pacificus (Pacific pocket mouse), 3542 nucleotides long. RefSeq names its product oncostatin M receptor (gene Osmr). NCBI's taxonomy places the organism in Eukaryota, Metazoa, Chordata, Mammalia, Rodentia, Heteromyidae. Gene Ontology annotation, molecular function: cytokine binding; leukemia inhibitory factor receptor activity; ciliary neurotrophic factor receptor binding. Gene Ontology annotation, cellular component: external side of plasma membrane; signaling receptor complex. Bases 124 to 3057 code for a protein of 977 amino acids. The transcript is spliced from 18 exons. Gene Ontology annotation, biological process: cytokine-mediated signaling pathway; positive regulation of cell population proliferation. The record is from RefSeq and is a predicted model, not a curated record.